CAUAACCUGUUUAUUCCGCAUCUGCCGGUUGUGCAGGUAGUGGAGUUCGCGUGUCGGUGUGUGAGGGGUUGACGAAACUUCUUGCAUCUACAUUUUUCGGUUCUACGAUUCUGUGAGUUUUACAAACAAUUGCACAGCGGAGUUUAGGGUGUGCAGUUGUCCGCAUUAUCUGUUUUGCGAUGUUUCGAUUACUUGCUUCGCUACGUACACGAGCUGGAACGUUGGUUGCCACUGCAACUGAUUCGCUGGCGAGAACUGACAAUACAUCGUUUGCGAGAGGUGUUCGUAAUUUCACAGUGAGCUCCAAACUACUCAGCGAUGGACCGCAGAUCCAGAAACCCGCUCCGGAUUUCUCUGGUACCGCAGUAGUUAAAGGCGACUUCAAGGAGAUCAAGUUGAACGACUACAAAGGGAAAUACGUUGUUCUGUUUUUCUACCCAUUAGACUUUACAUUUGUUUGCCCAACGGAGAUAAUUGCAUUUAGUGAGAAGGUCUCGGAGUUUGAAGCUCUGAAUACACAAGUGAUCGGAGUGUCGACAGAUUCGCACUUUAGCCAUUUGGCAUGGAUUAAUACCCCGAGGAAACAGGGUGGCCUCGGAGGAGACUUGGGCUAUCCUCUUUUGAGCGAUUUCAAUAAGACCAUAUCGAACAAAUACAAUGUUUUGUUGCAAGACUCGGGAAUCGCUCUCAGAGGUCUCUUCAUCAUAGACAAGGAGGGAGUUCUUCGACAGUUUUGCGUCAAUGAUCUCCCGGUUGGCAGGAGCGUCGAAGAGACAUUGAGAUUGAUCAAGGCCUUCCAGUUUGUCGAGAAGCACGGCGAGGUAUGUCCUGCAAAUUGGCAGCCCGAUUCCAAAACUAUUAAGCCGAAUCCAAAAGAUAGCAAACAAUACUUUGAAUCGGUUAAUUAAGCUUGCACUUAGGUUUUGUUCAAGGGAUAUGCCCAACAUAUUAGAUUUUAAUGUAAUGUAAUAUAAUAGAUUAUGACACAUAAUGCAAUAUAACAUAGGUCAAAUGCAAUAGCAUUAAUAUUACAGUUGAUUAUGUAAAAUGAACAAAAUCUAAAAAAUUAUAUACACGUUUUACUAUAAAA
This is a messenger RNA of Temnothorax curvispinosus, 1090 nucleotides long. It is a transcript of the gene Tpx-3, whose product is annotated as peroxiredoxin-like. The transcript is spliced from 3 exons. The coding region runs from base 180 to 908 and encodes 242 amino acids. Gene Ontology annotation, biological process: response to oxidative stress; cell redox homeostasis; cellular response to stress. NCBI's taxonomy places the organism in Eukaryota, Metazoa, Arthropoda, Insecta, Hymenoptera, Formicidae. The record is from RefSeq and is a predicted model, not a curated record. Gene Ontology annotation, cellular component: cytosol; mitochondrion. Gene Ontology annotation, molecular function: thioredoxin peroxidase activity.